Molecule: messenger RNA, 1566 nt
Organism: Penicillium canariense
Lineage: Eukaryota; Fungi; Ascomycota; Eurotiomycetes; Eurotiales; Aspergillaceae
Product: rhomboid family membrane protein
Exons: 3
Coding region: 1-1566 (521 amino acids)
Biological process (GO): proteolysis
Cellular component (GO): membrane
Molecular function (GO): serine-type endopeptidase activity
Source: RefSeq, a predicted model, not a curated record
AUGGCCGCCAACGAAUACUACCAUGCGAAUAUCCCCAACCCGCCCAGUUACGAUCAAGUUACGACAGGGCACGCACCCCAGCUUAACGCAAACAACCCUGGGUACGGCUUCGAAAGCCACAGCCCCGUGAGCCAGAUCAGCCAUCACGAUAACCCGGCCGCCCCCUAUCACAACCACCAGAGCCAACAGUCACUCCAAUCGGACAAUGGAGCAUACGCAACCGCCGGGCGGCUCACGGACGGCGACCACUAUGCAGAGAAUAUCCCGCUGAAGGCGCAGACGCAAUUUAGCAAUAACCCGGAAUGGAUGCACCAGCCUACACAAUACCCCCCGCCCUCGCCAGGGGCGCUGGAGGAUCGAGGGCGUGGAGGGAGUCGGACAAAGAAGGGCUUCUUCCGCAAGAAGCCGGCGUGGGUGACGUGGACUUUGACAUUGGCCCAGAUCAUUGUGUUUAUCGUGGAAUUGGUGAAGAGUGGCACACUGACUGGAUCGCCGAUCGAGACCAAGCCCUCCUUCAACCCCAUGAUCGGCCCAUCACCAUACAUCCAAAUCUACAUGGGUGCUCGCUACGACCCAUGCAUGAAGAACAUCCCGGGCAUCCAGAACUCCAGCGUGGAGAUCAGUUGGCCCUGCCCUAACACCACCUCGAACACAUAUGACUGCACGCUGUCGGACUUGUGUGCUUUUGGCGGCGUACCGAAUCCCAAGGUCGGUGGCUCGCUGGAUGACAAACCUGCGCCAAACCAGUGGUACCGCUUCAUCAUCCCCAUCUUCUUGCACGGCGGAUUCAUUCACAUCGGCUUCAACCUACUCGUGCAACUGACCAUGGGAGCGGAUAUGGAGCGUAUGAUCGGCAUGUGGCGGUAUACCCUGACCUACUUCGCCAGCGGCAUCUUCGGGUAUGUCUUUGGAGGAAACUACGCGGCGCAACUGCAGCCAAGUACAGGGUGUUCGGGCGCACUCUUUGGCAUCAUGGCCCUCGUCCUGCUGGACCUGCUUUAUGAUUGGCCUCAGCGCGAGUCUCCGUGGGUAGAAUUGAUCAUCAUGGUCCUGGGAGUUGCCGUUUCGUUUGUCCUCGGCCUGCUCCCGGGUUUGGACAACUUCUCCCACAUUGGCGGAUUCAUCAUGGGGCUGGCUAUGGGGUUGUCUCUUCUGCGCUCCCCGAAUGCCCUGCGAGAGCAGAUUGGUCUCGCUCGCCAGCCUUACGUCGCCAUGAGUGGCGGCGCUGGUGUCGACCCGGCCGACAAGCGGAAGACCACCUCAAUGAUGGACUUCUUUAAGAACAAGGGCAAUAUGGUAUCGUCUUCCGGCGGGAAGGACGAAUCUAACGGCCCGCUCCAAUUCUUCAAGGGCCGCAAGCCUCUGUGGUGGUGCUGGUGGCUGGUGCGCGUGGGCGCACUGGUCGCGGUCCUGAUUGGAUUUAUCAUGUUGAUUAUUGAUUUCUACAGAUACCCAUCGUCAAAUUGCUCGUGGUGCUACCGCUUGAGUUGUCUGCCCGUUAAUGGCUGGUGCAAGCAGGACACAUUGGAGUCUUCGGAGUCUUCGUCUACCACCACUACCACCUAG